AUGCAUCAACAGGCUUUACUUACAUUAAAUGACCUUCGCCAUCCAGCAUUGCCUCUUCGUUUAAUGGGAGGCACGCCAGAUUCUGGUGAGGGAGGGGCUCGGAAAUUAAUUGCCUUCCAAUUCACUACGAUUGAUAAGCGUCAGAUUCGUCAAAGUAUUGGCAAGUUUGUGAACGAAGGAGCAAAUGUAGAAUCACGCGUACGUGAUGCUAUGACGGAAACGCACGGUUUACAGCGAUCUAAUGCUUACACGCAUGGACGUGGAAACACGCAUACAUCCAAAAAGCUGGGUCCGUAUCGAUCCGACGUUUUAUGUCGGCUUGCUCAAGCCAUACCUCAGCAAUUCCUCUCAUCGUACGAAUUGUCAAACGAGGAACGCGUCGUUGAGACCCAAGAGUCGAAUCACUCUGUGCCACAGUACUCUGAAUCUGAUGAACUUUUUCACGAAGACAUUGAUUCUCCGCUUGGAGCCGAGCGGCUUCGAUUCACAGAGCAGACGUUGCAGCGCGAUCGUACAUGUCCACAUGACGAACCUCAGCCCACAAUGAUUCCAUUGCCUUCGACAUUUGAUAACUUAUCUUCGCGAUAG
Plasmopara halstedii is the source of this 588-nucleotide messenger RNA. RefSeq lists its product as uncharacterized. The transcript has 2 exons. The coding region runs from base 1 to 588 and encodes 195 amino acids. The record is from RefSeq and is a predicted model, not a curated record. NCBI's taxonomy places the organism in Eukaryota, Oomycota, Peronosporomycetes, Peronosporales, Peronosporaceae.